This is a messenger RNA of Amaranthus tricolor (Joseph's coat), 1671 nucleotides long. RefSeq names its product chlorophyll synthase, chloroplastic. Lineage: Eukaryota; Viridiplantae; Streptophyta; Magnoliopsida; Caryophyllales; Amaranthaceae. Gene Ontology annotation, molecular function: chlorophyll synthetase activity. The record is from RefSeq and is a predicted model, not a curated record. The transcript has 15 exons. The coding region runs from base 86 to 1135 and encodes 349 amino acids. Gene Ontology annotation, biological process: chlorophyll biosynthetic process. Gene Ontology annotation, cellular component: membrane.
CUCACAGCAACCUUACUACUACUCAGACACUCCCCAAAUAUACUAUACUAGUCCGCCAUUGACACCCAGCUUCUCUUAUACAAAAAUGGCGGCCUUAAUGAACACACUUGCCGCAAUUAAGCUGUCAUCAACUACAAGAAAUACCCAUUUCAAAUCUCGCCCUUCUAUGUUCCCUCGUUCUAUCUUCUUCACUAGAAGAAGGUUUACUAUUAGAGCAGCAGAUACUGAUACUGAUGAGGUGAAAGCUCAGAUACCAGAUAAGGCACCAUCAAAGGAUGGUUCUAGCUUCAAUCAGCUUCUUGGAAUCAAGGGAGCUGCUCAAGAAACAAACAAAUGGAAAAUUCGUCUCCAGCUUACAAAGCCAGUUACAUGGCCUCCAUUGGUUUGGGGAGUAGUUUGUGGAGCUGCAGCCUCAGGAAACUUUCAUUGGACUCUAGAAGAUGUGGCCAAAUCAAUUCUUUGCAUGAUUAUGUCCGGACCUUGCCUGACUGGCUAUACCCAGACCUUAAAUGAUUGGUAUGAUCGUGAGAUUGAUGCCAUUAAUGAACCUUAUCGUCCAAUUCCUUCAGGAGCAAUUUCUGAGAAUGAGGUGAUUAGUCAAAUUUGGGUGCUGUUUCUAGCCGGACUUGGUAUUGCUGGAGGUUUGGACGUGUGGGCAGGGCAUAACUUCCCCGUGAUUUUCUACUUGGCUUUGGGUGGAUCUUUUAUCUCGUAUAUUUAUUCUGCUCCUCCUUUGAAGCUUAAACAAAAUGGUUGGAUUGGCAAUUUUGCUCUUGGAUCAAGCUACAUUGGUUUACCAUGGUGGGCCGGUCAAGCUCUGUUUGGGAUUCUAACCCCCGAUAUAAUUGUUUUGACACUUCUGUACAGCCUUGCCGGACUUGGCAUUGCCAUUGUUAACGACUUUAAGAGCAUCGAAGGUGACAAAGCAAUGGGACUGCAGUCUCUUCCAGUUGCUUUUGGCGUUGAUACUGCGAAAUGGAUUUGCGUUGGUGCUAUUGACGUAACUCAGUUGUCAGUUGUUGGUAUGCUCUUGGUUGGUUAUUGCUCUCAGCUCCGUGCCUACCGAACCUGCAAUAAGCAUCAAGAAACCAACUCAACAAAAAACUCUAGCUUAUGGUUACCCAAUAUCUCCUAAAAGAUCCCAUCAAAUAUGAUGUCAAAUAUCAGGCAAGUGCACAACCGUUUCUGAUUCUUGGUCUUCUAGUGACUGCAUUGGCAACCAGUCAUUAGUCGCAUUUCGUAUGAGCUGUUUCAGUUUGGUCGGCAAUGGCUCAAUCGGAAGCGAGGCAUGAAUAUGCCGACAAGAGCAGUCAAUAGGGCAUGUUUCCUGUUUGGUUGAGCGGCCAUUGUUUGAUGCAGUGAAACAGGACAGAGAUUUUGCCUUUCUCUCAGACUGCGCUGAAUUGAUGCAUACCCUUGAUUUGAUAGUGUUUUAGCUCAAGUAAUGCUUCUUUGAUGAUUUAGGUUGUGUGUAUUAGAGAUUAGAGUAGGAUUUUAUUGAAUGCGUUUCACCCAUUUGGUUUGUUCUUCAUUCCAAUGUCUUUAAAUUUUGAUGAAUAAGGGUGAAUAUCAAUGCAAUGAUACAGGACAUGUUUCCUGAUUGGAUUGCUGUUUUUGAGACACCAAAAACAUUUGCGGAUCAUUUGGUAUGGAAUUAUGAAAUUUUAAAAA